UGUAUAUGGUUAGUAAGGAUACGCAAGACCCUUUUAAUUUCGGUGAUUGUGUUAUACCCGCCAUUUGCAUCAAAAACCAAAUAUUUAUUUCCCCCCCAAAGCCAAGAAAUUUAUUCUCAGUGGGUUUCGGUCGAUUUUGUAUUGUAUUUAAAAAGAGACAAAAAAAAAAAAGUUUCCCCUUUCCUUUUCGAAACCCUUUCUUUAGAGCUUUAAAAAAAAAAAUUAUAUUUUUUUUUUCUGCAGACUCCAAGAAAAAAAAAUGACAUUUAAUACGAUGAAGGCACCUUUUGGUGUGGUUGAUAUGGGAUCCAACGGUAUUCGAUUUGGUAUUGUCACUGCGUUGGCAAGGCAUUUACCGGUUUCAUAUGAAGAACGUGCCCCUAUUUCAUUAUUAGAGGCUUUAGGCGACGAUAACUUUUUACCCGAAGAAACCAUGGAACAAGUCAUUACGAGUUUCUUACGAUUCAAGACCAUUUGUCAACAUGAAGGUGUCGAUCCCUCCAACGUCAAAGUCAUUGCCACUGAAGCAACUCGUAUCGCUUCCAAUUCCAAACAGUUCCUGGAAAAAAUUUACAAGGCCACACAUUGGUCUGUCGAUAUCUUAUCCAAAGAACAAGAAGCCAGUGUUUCUUCUAUGGGGAUUGUCGGUUCCUUUUAUCGAGUCAAUGGAUUAACGAUGGAUUUAGGUGGAGGUUCAUGUGAAUUGAGUUACGUUACUUCUAAUUCACCCGUUCUUAUGGCAGAAGAUGAUACCAGACCCAAAAAACGACUCAAGUCUUCAGCCAAUCCUGUAUCACUUCCUUACGGAGCAGCCGUUUUAAGAAAACGAUUAGCGAAAUGCGAAGAUAGUAAAAAGAAGAAGCGAUAUCUAUUCAAAGAGAUUGUGGAACAGAUUACAAUAGCGAAAACAACAACGAAUAUUCCAGGCCAUUUAAUGGAUCACGAUGGCUACACAUUGUAUAUGAGUGGUGGUGGAUUUAGAGCGUUGGGAUAUCUAUCCAUGGCAUUGACCAAUCAUGCUUCAUUAUCAGACAAGGUGCGAAAUACAAGAGAGAUGAGAUAUCCUAUACCAAUCAUUAGUGGUUACAGUAUGUCAGGUGAAGACUUAUUAACCAUUGCAGAUCAAUUUAAAGAUCGUGACCCAAAAGAACUUGUGAACGAGCUGAAAUUGUUUCGUAUUUCUAAACGUAGAACAAAGAUGAUCCCUGCCACGUGUUUUCUUGUUUCUGCCAUCUUAAAGGUCCUCAAGAUUAAGCAAAUCUUUUUCAGUGAAGGUGGUGCUCGACAAGGGAUUUCCUAUCAUAUGUUGCCAUUAUCAGAACAGAUGAAAGAUCCUCUUUUAGAAGGCGUGAAGGAUUAUGUCUCACACUUACCUCAUGCUUUAUCAUCCACUGAAUUUGAUACUGUCUUUCAGAUCCUCAAAGAUGCUAUCCCUCCACUUUAUCUUGUACCUGACCACCCACUUCAAUUACAUCGUUUAAUUCCGGCUGCAUUACAUCUCGCCAAUUUAACAACACAUUACCCUAAGGAAACCCGUGCAUUUGUUGCCUUUCAUUUGCCCCUAGCCAGUGGACCAUUGGCUAAUAUUCCAGGCUUACUUCAUUCGGAAAGAGCCAUCUUAGCCUUGAUUCUUGCAUAUAGACAAGGAGGAGAAGUUCCCGAUCCUGCAUUCAACGCAAUAGAAGAGAUGAUUGGAAAAUACGGUGUAGCUGUGUGUAAAUACGUAGGACGAUUGAUGGAAAUUAUCUUUUUGAUAUCACCACGACAACCUGGUUUAGCAUUGCUUGAAUCCGGACUCAAGUUUCAGCUUGUACGUCCUGAUUCAGAUGAUGAUGAUGAAGAAGAAGGUAGCAGUCCUGAAAGCUCCCCUAUAUCCGUUACUUCUGAACAGUAUUACAGUACGGCUCGAUUACAAAUUAUAUUUCCUCAGAAACCAAGUCCUAUGUUGGAAGCUCCUGCUGUGAUUUCAAUCAUUGAAAAUAUGGACAAGAAGAUUCAACCAAAGAGGUUUGAACUGGAUGAAGAAGUGGUGGGUAUAGAAUCAAAAAUCAGAUUAUUUUCUGUUUCCAUUAUUAGACCAUAGACUUUUUUUUUUUAUUAUUAUUAUUGUUAUUUAUAAUAAAUA
Messenger RNA from Mucor mucedo, 2125 nucleotides. RefSeq names its product Ppx/GppA phosphatase family-domain-containing protein. Bases 260 to 2083 code for a protein of 607 amino acids. Gene Ontology annotation, biological process: regulation of transcription by RNA polymerase II. NCBI's taxonomy places the organism in Eukaryota, Fungi, Mucoromycota, Mucoromycetes, Mucorales, Mucoraceae. The transcript is spliced from 3 exons. The record is from RefSeq and is a predicted model, not a curated record.